Aureobasidium vineae is the source of this 573-nucleotide messenger RNA. NCBI's taxonomy places the organism in Eukaryota, Fungi, Ascomycota, Dothideomycetes, Dothideales, Saccotheciaceae. The record is from the annotation of a GenBank genome assembly.
AUGGCCGACAGCGAAAUGGACAUCGAUCAGCAGCCCCAGCAAGACGAGCAGGAACAGCAGCAACCACAAGAUGAAGGCCGCUCACCCUCUCCAUCUCAGUCACCCGAAGCUAAGCGCAACGCCCCUACUGGACCUGAGACACGCACUUCCACUGGAGCUGUGGCCGUUCGCUCCAUUGAAGGCUGGAUUGUCAUGGCCACCAAUGUCCACGAAGAGGCCAGUGAAGAGGAUCUUCAAGAGCUGUUUGGCGACUACGGCGAGAUCAAGAACCUGCACAUGAACCUGGACCGCAGAACCGGUUACGUCAAGGGCUACGUCUUGAUCGAAUUCCCCACACUAGACGAAGCAAAGGCUGCCGUCGAAGGAGCAAACGGUACCAAGUUGCUCGACCAGACCAUCUCUGUCGACUUUGCCUUUGUGCGCCCACCCCUGCUAAGAGCAGCAACCAGUCGCGUGGUGGCCCUGCUCGUGGCGGAAAGUCCAGAAACAGAAGCAGAAGUCCUGGCGCCCGCAGAGAUGACGACGACGAGGAUAUCGAGUAGAGAUCGAAAAGAACCGAGCAAAAGGACUUGA